AUGGGCGGCAGAUCAGUUGCACUCGAGCCGAUUGCUCCUUGGAGAGGCGUUUAUUCUUCGCUUGGUUCAUCAACUCUCCCUGCUGCCCCUUGUGUUCUUCCAUAUGCCCUUACGGAUUCCAGCUCUGUCGUCAAAGCGUCGAUCUGCUCGUCAGAUGCCGAAUGCAGCGCGGUGAGCAUCUCCUUAAACUCCAUCAAGGUGGAUUGCUUUGUUCUUGUCAGUAAGCCAUAUGUAUUCAUUCUGACCAGUGGGUUCGCCUCGAUGUCAAUGGUCGGUCGCUCCGUUGGACGGAUUUGUGUUGUUUCAUCACUAUCUUUUCGGAUCUCGCGUAAGUAG
Messenger RNA from Microthlaspi erraticum, 336 nucleotides. The record is from the annotation of a GenBank genome assembly. NCBI's taxonomy places the organism in Eukaryota, Viridiplantae, Streptophyta, Magnoliopsida, Brassicales, Brassicaceae.